AUGCCUCAGACAGAAUCUCAUUAUGCAAUUGGUUUGAAGAUAUUGAAUCAACUCGUGUCAGAGAUGAAUCAGCCCAAUCCUGGAUUGCCAUCAGCACAGCAUCGUAGGGUGGCUUGCUCCUUCAGAGAUCAAUCGCUUCUUCAAGUAUUCCAAGUAUCCUUGACAUCAAUGGUCCAACUGAAAAAUGAUGUAACAAUUUCUAAGAAUGCGGCUAGCAGCAAACUACAUGAACUGGCGCUUGCUCUGUCCCUGAAAUGUUUAUCAUUCGACUUUAUGGGAACAACGGUUGAUGAAAGUUCGGAUGAUUUUAACACUAUUCAGAUCCCAUCUUCAUGGAAGCAAGUCCUGGAGGAUCAAUCGACGGUGCAGAUUUUUUUUGACUAUUAUGAAAUCAAUAAGCCUAACAUAUCGAAGGAGGCUUUAGAGUGUUUAGUCCGGCUGGCUUCAGUGAGGAGAUCUCUGUUUUCAAAUGACACUUCUAGAGUGAAAUACUUGGCACACCUGAUGACAGGAACCAAAGACAUUAUGCAAACUGGGAAAGGUCUGGCUUGUCAUGAUAAUUAUCAUGAGUUCUGUCGGCUUCUUGGACGUUUUAAAGUCAAUUAUCAGUUAUCUGAGCUUGUGAAUGUGGAAAGUUAUGGGGACUGGAUACGUCUGGUUGCUGAAUUUACUUUGCAAUCUUUGCAGUCUUGGCAGUGGGCUAGCAGCAGUGUUUACUACCUUCUUGGGCUGUGGUCUAGAUUGGUUUCGUCGGUUCCAUAUUUGAAGGGAGACACACCAAGCCUGCUUAGUGAUUUUGUGCCAGAGAUUGUCAAAAGUUUUAUCACAUCUCGAUUUGGUUCCUUUCAGGGUGAAGUUUCUGAUCUCUCAGAGAACCCCCUUGACAAUGUCGAACUUCUUCAAGAUCAGCUCGACUGCCUUCCUAAUCUUUGCAGAUUUCAGUAUGAGAGCUGUAGCUCAUACAUCAUGCAGAUUACUGAUCCUCUGCUUCAGAUGUAUAUGGAAUCUGCUGAGCCCCAGGUUCUAACAGUGGUGGAAACAAAAUUUGCUUGGAUAGUUCACAUUAUUGCAGCUAUUGUUAAGACUAAGCAGCUUAGUGGAUACAGUGGCGAAUGUCAAGAAAUCCAUGAUGCAGAACUUUCAGCACGUGUACUGCGGUUGAUAAAUGUUACUGAUAGUGGUUUAUGCAGUCAGAGAUAUGCAGAAACAAGCAAGCAACGCCUUGAUCUAGCUAUUCUUGUGUUCUUCCAGAACUUCAGAAAGUCAUAUGUCGGAGAUCAGGCAAUACAUUCAUCUAAGCAACUAUAUACCAAAUUGGCUGAGCUUCUUGGGCUCCAUGAUCAUCUGCUUAUUUUGAAUCUCAUUGUUGGGAAGAUAGCAACCAAUCUUAAGUUUUACAGAGCGAGUGAUGAAGUUAUCAAUCAAACAUUAAAUCUCAUGUUGGAAAUGGCGUCUGGAUAUAUGACUGCAAAACUUCUGGUAAAGUUGGAUACCACUCAAUUAAUAAUCUCCAAUGGGAAUAGGGAAGAAUUCCCCUUUUUAGGGGACUACAGGUGCUCUCGUAGUAGAACUACCUUCUACUAUAUUAUUGGCUUGUUGAUCUACAUGGAAGAUAGCUUUUUGAAAUUUAAAGCAUCAAUGGAUCCACUUCUGCAGGUCUUGCUCAGUUUGGAAUUGGUACCAGAUGGCUUGUUUCACACUGAUGAUGUUAAACAAGCAUUAAUUGGGUUGAUGAGGGAUCUUAGAGGAAUUGCAAUGGCUACAAGUAGCCGAAGGACAUACGGUUUUCUAUUUGAUUGGUUAUAUCCAGCACAUAUUCCUCUUCUUCUCAAGGCCAUAACAAUAUGGGCAGACACCCCAGAGGUGACAACACCAUUGCUUAAAUUCGUAGCUGAGUUUGUGCUGAACAAGUCCCAACGACUGAAUUUUGACACUUCAUCUCCCUGUGGCAUACUUCUUUUUCGAGAAGUCAGCAAAUUGAUUGUUGCAUAUGGAUCCAGAAUUCUCUCUCUGCCUAAUCAUGUUGAUAUGUAUCAGUUCAAAUAUAAGGGUGUUUGGAUUUCCUUGACUAUUCUUUCAAGAGCACUUGCUGGUAACUACGUCAAUUUUGGGGUGUUUGAGAUUUAUGGAGACAGAGCGCUUGCAGAUGCUUUUGACAUAGCUACGAGGAUGACACUAUCUAUUCCUUUGGUAGAUAUACUCUCGUACAAAAAGCUUUCAGGAGCUUACUUCACAUUUCUGGAGAUCAUGAUGAAAAACCAGAUCCAGUUGAUACUUAACUUGGACUCAAGUAGCUUUACAUUUAUUGCUGGAUCUCUCGAGUCUGGACUUAAAGUACUGGAUGAAAAUAUCAAAUCACAGUGUGCAUCUGCGGUGGACAACUUGGCUACAUUUUAUUUCGAACACAUAACAACUGGAGAGUCACCUACCACCCCUGUGGCGCUUAACCUGGCGCAGCAUUUAGCAGACUGUCCAAACACAUUUCUUGAAGUAAUGAUCAUGACAAUAUCACUAAUUUAAAGCAACAUCUCUUCUGGCAUUUCUAGACUAAACGCCUUGAUAGACAAAAAGUAUUUUCUAGGUAUUGAGGUUGCUUAGUUCGAUAUUGUUAUUUCACAAUGAAAGUAUGCCUUAGACAUUCUUGAGGAGACAU
Messenger RNA from Solanum stenotomum, 2653 nucleotides. RefSeq lists its product as uncharacterized. Gene Ontology annotation, cellular component: cytoplasm; nuclear pore. Lineage: Eukaryota; Viridiplantae; Streptophyta; Magnoliopsida; Solanales; Solanaceae. Gene Ontology annotation, molecular function: nuclear export signal receptor activity. The record is from RefSeq and is a predicted model, not a curated record. Gene Ontology annotation, biological process: protein export from nucleus. Bases 1 to 2520 code for a protein of 839 amino acids. The transcript has 24 exons.